GAAGUCCAGACUGCACCUACUGCGCAUGCGCGGCAGCUCCGCUCUCAAUCUAGCGCUGCUGCGUUUUUCUGUCCAUAAACACGAUGAACAAACUCCUGGAUAGCUGUUAUAUGAAAGCAGCUCCCCUCUGUAAUCUACUCUAUGUGUGAUGGCGACCACGGACGAGGUCACGGUGUCCAUGGCGGAGGUGGUGAUGGUGAAGGCUGACGGGGAAGGUGACCCUGAUGACCCUAAUAAGACUCAGGUCAUCCUCCAGCUCCAGCCAAUCACCACUGGGGAUGAAUCUGCCGAAACAGACGCAGCUGUCAUGACCGUUGAAACACAUCAAGAACAUGCUGAUGGAGAUGAUGUUGAAAUAGGCUGUCCCAUAACAUGUGGCGACAGUAAAGCCGUGUUGCUGGUGAAGAAAUUCGUAUGCCCAGGAAUCAAUGUUAAAUGUGUAAAGUAUGAAGACCAGCUGAUCAGCCCCAAGCAGUUUGUGCACAUUUCUGGAAAAGCCACUCUGAAAGACUGGAAGAGAGCCAUCAGGAUGGGUGGAAUCAUGCUAAGAAAAAUGAUGGAUUCAGGUCAGCUGGAUUUCUACCAGCACAGCACGCUGUGCACCAACACAUGUCGCAGCACCAAGUUUGACCUUUUAAUCAACAACACGCGGUUCCCUCCUGACGGCUCUGGACUGACCACGCCGACAUCCUCCCAAGUGGUCCUGGGUAAUGGCGGGACUGUGGGCGAGGACAGAGCAGAUGUUCUGAGUGGGAAGAUGGACUGGAUUUCAACCUCGCUGGAGGCUGCAGAAAAGAAGGAAUCUAAUGAGAUCUCAGAGGACACGCUGAACUUCUGGAAGGGCAUCGCUGAUGUGGGUUUACUGGGUGAAGUGGUGACCAACAUCAGCACAGAGCUGGUGGAGCUGCUGAACGGCGUGCAGCAGCGCAGUGAGCCCGCUGGCCUACAGGACACAGAGGUGGCGGUGCUCAGUAACCUUGCCCAAGUGUUCGGCCUGCUCGACUCGGUCAAGAAGACGCUGGAGAAGACGAGGCAGCAGACGGAUCCCAGCCAGGAGGAAAUCCUCAGCACGCUCACCAACCUGGACGUGCAGUUGGAGGAACAGAAGAAGCAGCAGCAGGUGCGAGCUCUCCUGUCCUGCCCGCAGCCGGCCAAAAGCAAAACUCCCACCAAGCGCCAGCCCAAACGACCCCGUCUCCAGAGGCCCACCUCCACCACUACCCUCCUGACCUCCCCCAUCAACCAGCAGACCCUGCAGCCCCAGCAGUUCACCGUUCUUUCCCCCAUCUCGCUGUCCUCUGUGGGUCAGCCGUUUACCAUGGCCGGCCUGCCCCUCGCCUCCCUGGGCCAGUCGUCCAACACGGUCACCCUGCUCCCCGCCGGCUCGCAGUUCUUCACCCGUUACAUGGUGACCGGAGACGGAAAAGGGGACACAAUCACCUUGCACCCAUCCUCGGGCCUCACACUGGUGGGCACCACCAUGCAGGACUCCAGCCAGUUGGGCACGGUGGUUAGCCCCGUGGAGCUGCUGCACCUGAGCCAGCAGGCCGGCGGCUCAGAGAUGGUGCCCUUAGAAGGCCAGGUGAUGGACGGCACCAUGCUGGUGCAGCAGGAGGUGAUGCAGGCCGAGGUGGAGGCCAGCCAGGAGCACACGGUCAUUGAGAUCGACCCGGCUCCAAUGGAGCAGGGGGUGGGAGUGAUGGAGCUGCAGCUGACCGGGGAGUCGGGCCAAGACGGAGCCACCAUGAUGGUCCAGAGCGGGAUGGAGAUGACGAUGGCUGCGGGGGGAGGAGACGCAGUGCCAAAUGCAGGAGGCGCAGACUGGGGGGGUUCAGGGGCUGCAGCUGGACGCCAGCGGACAGUUGUCAGGGGUUCAGAUAGUGGUGAUAGAAGACAAUACUCAGGAAGAAAACAAGGUCAAAUGAGACACGCCUCCUAUUUUAAUCCAGCAGCGCAGGUAUGGACUCGUACUGAGCUAUCACAGACUUGUGAAUCUGUAAAUACAUAGAAUUUCCAAAUCCACAAUUUGCCUUGGCCUAAGACCAAGCUCUAGGGGUAGCCAUUUUUCCUUUUUUUUUUUUUUUUUUUUGUGUGUGUGUGU
Molecule: messenger RNA, 2101 nt
Organism: Anoplopoma fimbria (sablefish)
Lineage: Eukaryota; Metazoa; Chordata; Actinopteri; Perciformes; Anoplopomatidae
Gene: gmeb1
Product: glucocorticoid modulatory element binding protein 1
Exons: 10
Coding region: 149-2008 (619 amino acids)
Biological process (GO): positive regulation of transcription by RNA polymerase II
Cellular component (GO): nucleus
Molecular function (GO): DNA-binding transcription activator activity, RNA polymerase II-specific; RNA polymerase II cis-regulatory region sequence-specific DNA binding
Source: RefSeq, a predicted model, not a curated record